Durio zibethinus is the source of this 1389-nucleotide messenger RNA. RefSeq lists its product as uncharacterized. Gene Ontology annotation, molecular function: structural constituent of ribosome. Gene Ontology annotation, cellular component: mitochondrion. The record is from RefSeq and is a predicted model, not a curated record. Lineage: Eukaryota; Viridiplantae; Streptophyta; Magnoliopsida; Malvales; Malvaceae.
ACUUUUUUUUUUUCACUAAAAAACCCUCUCUUGCUGGUCCUUAGUCCUUAAUCUGAUUCAUUCCCAUUCCCUCCCGGUAGCCUUCACAGACUAAAGAAGAGAAACAAAAGCAAAACCAGAAAUGGCGACAACACUCGCAAGCAGAGCUGCCCAAAAUCAAAGUAUUGGGCUAUUGAGACUGUCAUUCAACUUCUUGAGAAACCUUUCCACUGCCACUUCGACUCAAAAACCUGGCGCCUCCUCUUCAGAUUCCAAAAAGCCCAAGAGAAAAAGGAAGAAGAACCUGUUCGAGGUAGCUCAGUUCUUACCCAACUGGGGGCUUGGUUACCACAUGGCCAAAACUCAUUGGACUGAUGUUUCGUAUCAGAUCACCAAGAUCAAUCUUUACAAGGAUGGAAGGCAUGGCAAGGCUUGGGGAAUUGUUCACAAAGAUGGCUUGCCAGCUGCAGAUGCUCCAAAGAAAAUAAGUGGAGUUCACAAGCGCUGUUGGAGAUACAUUCCACAUUUGUCAAAACCUGGAGAGACCACUUCGACCUUGGUGAAACCAACAGAAAAUGCCCCAAAGCCUGAAGCUCAAGUAGCUUGAUGCAUUGCCUUAAAUUAUGGAUGCUAGUAACAUGCUAUUGUAUUGUCCUCAGCUCAUUUCUUUGCAUUCCAUAGGCAUAUAGUUAUUUUCAGAUUUGGUAGUGCUUUACAAUUUAUAUCUGGAUGCACUUAGAGUUUUCAUGUACUAUCAACUCCGUGCUUUGAAACACUCAAUUUUUAAUGGCACAAAUGGGAAAUCUUUAGUUAGAAACUAAAAGUUUUGUGAACGAGUUACAUUUAUUUUAAAAGUUUUCUUUUGUUUGAAGUGGCAUUCUGCUAAGUUGCCUGCUUCGACGCUUGUGCAUGUCUUGUAUUUGGUUUUAAUGACCAUUGACAAUCCAUGAACUGUCAAAUGGUCUUAAAUGUCACUUGAUCCGGCAAUAUUACCAAGUUAGUUCUCAUCCUUAGAAACCAAAGAGUGUAAUAGGAACAUUAAUCGUGAUUAAGGUUGCCAGAAAGACAUGGAAAUGAAGGUUGGUAUCAUCAUAUAAAAAAUUUUAGAUAGACCUGUUGAUACAGGGCUUCAAUGUCUUUUACGGUUGUAUGCUUUGUGCAAGAAGUUGAAUGUUGGUUGGUUGCAGAAUAACAGUUUCGAUCAGUUUCCUCCUCUUAUGCUAGUUAUUACUACAAAGUAUUUAUACGUAUGGAAUGCGAGGCCUGGGAUCAUUGAGCAAGUAUAGCUGUACAUUCCUCCUGCCAUUUUUUUGUGAAUGUAACGAGCAGACUUUUAUGCUUAAUUCACUAUAACGUCAAACGUGAACUGUCCAGUUGGUCAAUCUUAUGCAUUACAAAGACAACUUGAGG